Durusdinium trenchii is the source of this 1830-nucleotide messenger RNA. The record is from the annotation of a GenBank genome assembly. NCBI's taxonomy places the organism in Eukaryota, Dinophyceae, Suessiales, Symbiodiniaceae.
AGGCCCAAGAGUCUGUCAAUGCCCAGACUUGCUGGACGCGUGCCUAGCGCCCGAACUCGUCACCGCCAUGGCCAUGCGCACAGCCUCCAGUAUGCGAAGCGCGCUUCAUCCGCGGCAAAGCCGCGGCUAUGAGCCAUAUGUCACACGGUCAAGUACAGGUCCAAGGGCAGCAGAGGUGGCAGGUGCUGAUGCUGCAGCUACAAGCCUUUUUACUUGUGGCUCCUUGAAUGAUUGGCUGCGGCCAGAAGCAGCGCCCUUUCAAGGAUUGCAUCUGAAACGGUGCAUCACGUGGCCAAACUAUCAAGUGGAGAUUGACCGUUGCCAGAGGGAUUUCGGGGUCGAGGCUCAAAUCGAACGGACCGUUUUCUCCAAGCAGGUCGGCUGGACAGACAUUCCGCGAGCGGCGGAUGAGAUUUUGCGCGGCGUCACCUUGCCAGAGGACGCACGUUCUGCACGUUCGGACAAGACGCGUCGACACGAAGGUCGACCAGACAUCAACUGAUGUCGAAGGUCGACCAGUGAACACUGCGUUUGCCUGAAGUAGCUGGUGAACUUGUGAACCCCAGUCCCCCAGUUGAAAAACCCUCCCCUGGCCUGAUCAAGCAAGUCUACGGGAAUAAGUCUACGGGAUCUAACUGGUGUUUUUCACCCUAGACCCCCCUCUGAAAAAUAAUCCCCUGGGCUGAUCGAUCAAGUCCACCAGAUUGAAGUGUCUGAUUAACACAGGCCUGGUGUUGAUUGGAACAUGUUGGGUGGUAAGGACCUUUUGUCCACCAUAAGGGCCGAUAUGUGUGAGCUUGGCAUCACAGUGGCAUCGUUAUGCCCUUGGAGCAAGAGCAUCAUUGUGAAAUUGGAACUCAUGGGGGAACACUCGUGCCCUCGCUGGCAUCGAGAUAACUACUGUGGCAGGGGCAUUGUGACCUACAAUUUGGCUGGCACUGAAUAUGCAACUGAUGCUGCUGGACCAGCAUUCAAGCUCGUCUGCAUCUUUUUCUUCACUUAGAGAAUUGUCUUUAUCAAGAGAAGAAGACUGAAGAAUUCCGAAAUACCGUCAUCAGAAAUUCUUAAGUGAUGAUCAAUGAAUCACUGGACACUUUUGCGAGAGGAUGCAGAAGCGUGUUUCCACCACUUGACACAAAACACCCCUGGUGUUUUCCCUCACUCAGGACAUUGUGGACUUUUGGGAAUUGGAGAAUUGCGGCCUCUCGGCGGCCGGCGCUUUGCGUGUUGGCGCAUUCGCCGUGCAUGUCCCUGACAUGAAACGCCGUUUCGCGGCUCCCUCGCGGCUUCUCCCGGGCGUUUCGCGGCUCCCUCGCGGCUCCCUCGCGUUGUCUGAGGCAACAACGACCACAUCAUUCGGGACGUGUCCAAAGUUCGACAGGUCAAUGUCGGCGACAUGCUCUUCAUUAAGGGCAAUCAGUUUCCCGGUGGCUCCGGGGGGCUGGUUCACAAGUCACCCCCAGUUCAAUACUCUGAUAUUGGCGUGGUGCUGAAUCGCUUGGUGCUCAAGAUCGAUGUGCCGUGAAUGCCGAUUUUAACAUUCGCCUGGGAGUCAAAGACUAUAAUAAGAAUGGUCUUUAGGGGAACUGAUUUCGGGAACUUCCUUUACUUCAGCCGGUCAAAAUAUAGUCUUUGGACUUCUAGGGAUUCUUUUUUUUCCAGCCUCAAAUCUGGAGAAUUGGUACAGGACAGCAGUCGAAAGGUCGACUGUGAGCGAACUGCUAGCUAGCUGCUACGGCGACUGCCCGACACUUGCAGCUUCCCCGUAGUGCCGCCAAGUCCUGGGCCCGACACUUGCAGCUUUCCUUCUGACUUGUUUUGAUAUUUUUU